Messenger RNA from Paramuricea clavata, 1676 nucleotides. NCBI's taxonomy places the organism in Eukaryota, Metazoa, Cnidaria, Anthozoa, Malacalcyonacea, Plexauridae. The record is from the annotation of a GenBank genome assembly.
AUGGAAAGUCCUAUACGUUUAACAGAAGAACAGCAAACUAUUUUUGAUUUAGCUAAAAAAGGCUACAACAUUUGCAUACUUGGUAGAGCUAGUGUAGGAAAAUCAACAACUGUUCAAGAAAUAAAGAAAGAACUUUCGGCUAAGUGUUUGCAAUGCGAAAUAAUUUGCUCUACUGGGAUUGCAUGUAAGAAUUAUGAUGGCGAAGCCAAAACGUCCCACUCAUUUUACGGCCUUCAAAUUGCAGAACUCCCUUCAGAAAUGCUGGCGGAGGGAUCUUUGACGCAAGAAAAGAUUAGAAAGCGACUAGGUGAAACAAAUGUGUUGAUCUGGGACGAGGUUUCUAUGACAAGCAAACGCAUUUUGGAACUGGUAAACAUUAUACACCUUUUGCUUUCAAAUAAUAACUUCGCAUUUGGAGGAAUACAAGUGAUUCUUGUUGGCGACUUCUGGCAUUUAAAACCAAUACCAAGUGUAUUUGAUAACGGGAAAGCAAUUUAUGAGUCUCACAUUUUUAAUGAAGUGUUUCAACAUCGUAUCGAGCUGACAAAAAUUUUGAGACAAUCAGAAUGUGAAACGUCAUUCAAGGAUUUGCUGGAGAUGUUGCGGGUCGGUGAUUGUAGCGAUGAAGCCAAGGAAUACGCUCGAAAGAAGAAUUACAACAUAUAAUAGAUAAGAUAGAUAGAAAAAUUACAACACCAGAUGGAAACGAGCUAAUCCAUAUUUAUUUCAAGAAGAUCCAUGAGGAACACGAUAAUGGGACUGUCUUGGCAAGUCUUCCUGGUGAAUUGAUUCAAUACCAGAGUAUUGAUACUGGACAUACAACUAGUCUGGAGAAAAGUAUACCAAGAGUUUUAGCUGUGAAACCUGGAUGCAAGAUUAUGCUGCUAUGUAACAUCAACGACAAUUUGAAAAAUGGAUAUCAGGGAGAAUUCAUUGGUUCGGAUCCAGAUGAUGAGAACAAAGUUAUCGUUAACUUUCCUACGACUGGCACAGUAAGUUUAAGUCGACGAACAUGGUUUAAAUAUGCUCGUGAUGGAAAAGUUCAAGGAAGUCGGACACAAUUCCCAAUCCUUCGUUGCUACGCAAUAACAGUACAUAAAUCACAAAGCUUGACAUUGGAAGCUGCUGUCGGCCAUUGUGCUCAGGAAUUUGUCCACGGUCAAACGUACGUUGCUAUGUCGCGGGUGAAACUAUCUGACAAACUCCAAGUAAUUAAUUUCCACCGUAAAUUCUUGCUACCUCCACCACCUGAACUGGUAAAUCUUGCGAGAAACGUGACCUGCUUAGAACCGACCGAGACGUAUGCAUGCUGCAAAUAUCGACCUCUGUACAAAAGUCAUUUUGUAGCCGGCGACAGCGUCAUGAUGUUCCAGGAAGAGAUUCAAUCAAUUGAAAGUGACAAGGACGAAACUGAUGUUACUGAUGAAAGUCAUGAAACAUUUGAAGGAGAGGAGUUUUUCAAAACAACUGAAGGAACUGCGACAUGCAAGCUUGAAGAUGUCCUGCUUUGUUUGAUACCACAUUUUGAAACCGAAUUGUCAACCCCACUAUCUACGUUUACCAUGGAGACAUUCCUCACAUCAGCAACUACUAAUCGUACAGAUCAAUGCUGCGGCGAGAUAUGCCAUCAACAAUAUGGUGCGUGGGCAGUUCGCAAAUGUCUCAACAAAGGUUGA